AUGGUAAUUAUUCAAUAUAAAUUUGAAAGAGAAAAGGACGUGAAGGUUUCAGGUUCAGGUGUAGUGGGCGUCGAAGGAGUCGAAAAAAUCGUGCAAGAGUUUGGGGAGGAGCACAAGCUUGACUUCCGUCUCACCAAGACCGCUCAUGGCAAGACUUACCAGACGCCAGACGGACGGCUGCAGAUUGUGGUGGAGGACCUCUUCAGUUUGUCACCCGCAAAAAUUGGACUCUUCGACGUUGUGUGGGACCGCGCUUCCAUCAUCGCCAUCAACGUCUGCGACAGAGAGAAGUACGCGGCAGUGAUGAUGAGUCUGCUGGAGCCUGAAUUUCGGUAUCUCCUGGUCAGCCUGGACUACGCUCCUUUUCCAAAUUUCAACGGCCCACCAAGCUCCAUUCCUCUUUCUGAACUGACCGUGCUGUAUGGAGACAAGGCAGAAUGCAAGCUACUCGAGUCACAUGGUGGAAAUGACUUCCAGAAGCUCCUGCCUUCAGGCAUCGAGGCGCUCGCUGAACGCUACGUUCUCAUGACGCCUAAAAAGAAAUGAUGAAUAACGAGACAUGGAUGGUUGAAGUUUUGACGAUUUUUUUAUAAUCUCCGUUUUUCGAGUUUCAAGGCAUAAGAAUAAUGCUUCUGAUUGCUAAGUAUUUGUGGUUGUUGAUACAUUACAAUGGGGUUCAAGAAUUUUGUACACGAAUCAAUACGUAACCAAGUUCCAAUUUUAUCGCUGUCACUCCACUAGCCGCGAAAUGGCUUUUAUUAUUUUGGAAUGUCAUAGAAAUGAAAAUAGAUUGAAAUAAUACAUGUCAGUUAUUAUUUGUGCAGUUAUUAACCGAGUUGCAUUUUAUCUGCGUUAAUUAGUAGUUAUUAGCAAUUACUUAUGAAAACUUCUAUUGGGUUUUGAACAAUAAAUUAUUGCAUGGUAGAAGGCUGCAUCUUGCA
Molecule: messenger RNA, 941 nt
Organism: Hyalella azteca
Lineage: Eukaryota; Metazoa; Arthropoda; Malacostraca; Amphipoda; Hyalellidae
Product: probable thiopurine S-methyltransferase
Exons: 4
Coding region: 1-546 (181 amino acids)
Molecular function (GO): thiopurine S-methyltransferase activity
Source: RefSeq, a predicted model, not a curated record